Molecule: messenger RNA, 1156 nt
Organism: Xyrauchen texanus (razorback sucker)
Lineage: Eukaryota; Metazoa; Chordata; Actinopteri; Cypriniformes; Catostomidae
Product: lysM and putative peptidoglycan-binding domain-containing protein 1-like
Exons: 3
Coding region: 519-1142 (207 amino acids)
Source: RefSeq, a predicted model, not a curated record
CUUCAAGACACAGCCCGACGCCAUGGCAACAUAAGCUAAGCUAAUGUGCUUAGAGCUUAGAUGUUAUACGUUUUUCAGAUUGCCUGAAUUUAGUACGUUAAGAUGUCCUCGUUGGGAUUAAUUGUUAAUGUACGUUUUUAUGGCAGUCAUUUUUCAUUUUGAAAAUGCUGCUGUAAUAUAAGUAAAGUUAGCUAAGUAAUUCGCCAAAGUGUUAGAAUUGAAUGGGUAGUACGGAAGUAUAAUUUAGUGUUAUUUAGCUAAUGGUUCAGUUGAGUUAGAAGGCAUCAUUCUAGUUCGUAAUAUCGUUCGAUGACCAGUUUAUGCAAACAGCAGGGUGAGUUCAUGACAUCUGGGUUAUUUCGCGUUGUUGCUGAAAUAGGAUUGAUGUAAUACCUGCUAUCAUUGAUUUGACGUAUCAAAACAUAUGUUAUUCUCAUGAAUUCACUAGCCGGAGAUGGUGUGUUACAGUUUGCCAGUUGAUUAUUGGUUUAAGGCUUGAUCCCGCAUGAGCUCGGGUUAUGUCCGCGGAUAAAACUCCAACAGGGACUCAUGGCCUCCUCCGCGGCCAGCGGACUCGGUCUUACGGCAGUCUCGUGUCCUCACUGUCACCCAUUAGACAAAGACGAAUUAAUCACAAUGUUCAGCCCGGUGAGACUUUGCAAGGACUGUCACUGAAGUAUGGCGUUUCUAUGGAGCAAAUCAAAAGGGCAAACAGACUGUACACAAAUGAUUCAAUAUUCCUAAAGGAGUCCCUCUUCAUCCCUGUGUUGACGGAGUCUGCUUCUUUCAGCAAUGGAGUAAAAUUGACUGAGGAGACAAGUCCAACACAAACACACACAAAGACUUCUGAUGAGACCCAUACAAGCCAAACAGACUCUAUUUGUCAUGAAGAGAAUACUGAUCUCUCUCCAGUGGAGUACCUGAAAAAGAUAGACAGCUUGAUCAGUCAGUCCAAACAAGCAGCUGUGAAAACGUGUCAGGAGGGAGAGAAACAGUUCUCCUCUAUGGAACAACUCCAUUAUGGCAAUCUGGCUUCCAGCAAAGCUUCCUCCCAACAGGCAGUACAUGGAGCUGUUCCCAUUACCAUCACCAAACGGACCAGGAAUUUAAGGCACAGAGAGGAUGAGAUCUUUCAGCUCUAAUCUAGGUUGCUCAU